AUGUCGAAGAGAAUAAUGAACGAAGUAUUCUGUACUGCAGAAGAUAUGGGACUUCAAAUAUUUUACCAGGACUGUGAUAGCAUGCAUAUUUUCAAUGAAGACAUACCAAAGCUUGCAGCAGAGUUUAAGAAGAGAUACGGUCGCGAACUUAUAGGAAAGAACCUUGGUCAAUUUCAUUCUGACUUCGCAGAAAUAACACCUGGAAAACAAAGUUUAGCAUACAAGUCAAUAUUUUGUGGAAAGAAGACCUACAUAGACUUACUCACUAACGAUUUAAAUGAAGUUGCAUUCCAUGCACGUUGCAAAGGUGUCAAACAAGACGUCCUUGCUUUAACAGCAAAUGAAAUGUUUCCUGAAGCUAUACAAUGCUAUUACAAU
Trichomonas vaginalis G3 is the source of this 378-nucleotide messenger RNA. RefSeq names its product organellar and viral DNA polymerase type B. NCBI's taxonomy places the organism in Eukaryota, Parabasalia, Trichomonadida, Trichomonadidae. The transcript has a single exon. The annotation marks the transcript as partial. The record is from RefSeq and is a predicted model, not a curated record.